AUGGGUCGUCCUGAUUCCGAGGCGCCGACGUCGAGCAUCGCGGCGGGGCUGGCUGCCGCCCUCGGAGGCGGGGGAGAAGCGCCGGCGCCGGCGGGGGCAGACUCGGCUUUUGAAACCAACGUGGUGAUCAUCCUGGCCGCGGUCUUCUUCGCGCUGCUCUUCGCCAUCGGCCUCCACUCGCUGGCACGGUGCGCGCUCCGGUACGUGGGGUGUGGGGCUGCCGCCGCUGUUGCUGCCGGCGAGGGCAGGGCGUCGGCGCGGGUGGCCUGCAGCGGCAGCGGCAUCAAGAGGCGCGUCCUCAGGAGCCUCCCCGUGGAGGUGUAUGGCUCCGGGGAGGUCAUCGACGACGUGUGCGCCAUAUGCCUGAGCGAGUUCGUGGACGGCGAGAAGGUGCGCGUGCUGCCGCUCUGCGGGCACGGCUUCCACGUCCGCUGCGUCGACGCCUGGCUGGUGUCCCACGGCUCCUGUCCCACGUGCCGGCGGCCGGUGCUCGAGGGCGCGCCCGCGAAGAGUGAGACGGACACGGUGAUCACCGCGGUCAUCGCGUGAGUUCAUCACGCAACGAGGCAUGCCAUUGCUGCCGGCACGGCACAG
Messenger RNA from Triticum dicoccoides, 594 nucleotides. RefSeq names its product RING-H2 finger protein ATL74-like. Lineage: Eukaryota; Viridiplantae; Streptophyta; Magnoliopsida; Poales; Poaceae. Gene Ontology annotation, biological process: protein ubiquitination. Bases 1 to 549 code for a protein of 182 amino acids. The record is from RefSeq and is a predicted model, not a curated record. Gene Ontology annotation, molecular function: transferase activity. The transcript has a single exon.